Messenger RNA from Musca domestica (house fly), 1178 nucleotides. RefSeq lists its product as uncharacterized. The transcript is spliced from 2 exons. The record is from RefSeq and is a predicted model, not a curated record. Gene Ontology annotation, cellular component: chitin-based extracellular matrix. Gene Ontology annotation, molecular function: structural constituent of chitin-based larval cuticle. Lineage: Eukaryota; Metazoa; Arthropoda; Insecta; Diptera; Muscidae. The coding region runs from base 232 to 1101 and encodes 289 amino acids.
CAACAACAAUGCGAUCGACUGGGACAAACCCAACAUAACCAUCAACGAGAAAAGACGCACCGACAAGCGUAACGGCGGGCAUUACGCUGCCAAUGCUGGUAUAAAAACAUAAGUGGCCAAUGUUAAGGGCAUCAGUUGGGUUCAUUAUAUCUCUAGGGAAUCAAGUGGUUGAAGCAAGCGCACGCACCAACACCAACCGGCUAACAGACACACACACUCACACACAACAACAUGUUUAAAUUCACGCUGAUGACGCUCUUGUUUGUGGGUGUUGCCACAAUGGUGGCCAAUGGCCAGGUUUACGAUGACGAAACGGCCGAUAUUGUGGAAAUGGCCUUCGAAGAGGCAGAAGCAGCUGAGGCCGAUGAGGCCGACUUUUAUGCCAACGACAAUGACGUAAUGGAGGAUAAUUUGGGUUAUGUCUACAACGAUGGCGCAUUGGAAGAUAACAUCAAUGUGGCAAUUAAUGCCGCAAUUUUGGAUAAAUACGGCCAGGCAGUGACUAGUGAAAGAGCGGAAUAUGAAAGUAGUUUGGGGGAUGAAUCGGCAAACAGUGCAGUGGAAAAUAAUGAGGUGGAUGAAGAAAUCGAAACUGUGAAAAAUAGUGAUGAUGAUGAUACGAAUGUGAAAACUCAUGAAUCUCUUGUCGAUGAGAAAUCUUCCAGAUCAAGUGUUGGUGGUAAAAGUUUUGUGGCCAAAAAGGCAAAAAAGUUGGAAACAACAAAGCCCCUAGCGAAGCCAGUGCAAAAUGUCCAAUACGAUGACAAUGAUACGAUUACACGUUUUGUAAGUCAGGUCAAUCCGGAUGGUACUUAUGGUUUUGAUUUUGCCCAAUCCAGUGGCUUGGAGUUCAAAGAAAAGGGCCAGGGUGGCGUUUUUGCUGAGGGUUCAUAUCAAUACAUCUCACCGGAGGGUGAGCAUAUAUCGGUGACCUAUACGGCUGAUGAAAAUGGUUUCCAUCCCGAAUCGAGUGUGCUACCCACACCACCACCAAUACCAUCCUACAUACUCAAGGCGUUGGAGUAUAUUCGCGAACAUCCAAGUGCCGAACAAAAGACCGAAGAGGCCUCCGAGGCCGUCGAGGGUGAAGCUGAAGCGUAACGAAGUGUAAACAUGUGUUUGUUUUUGUUUCUAUUAGCCAGAGAUAUUUUAAUUGUGUUCUAGUGUUAAGUUAUUGU